This is a messenger RNA of Aspergillus campestris IBT 28561, 878 nucleotides long. RefSeq lists its product as uncharacterized. NCBI's taxonomy places the organism in Eukaryota, Fungi, Ascomycota, Eurotiomycetes, Eurotiales, Aspergillaceae. Bases 137 to 625 code for a protein of 162 amino acids. The transcript is spliced from 2 exons. The record is from RefSeq and is a predicted model, not a curated record.
AGACAAAGUGCGCUGGUCGAAUGGCGAAGUGGAACCGAAGCGGGGGAGUGAAACCGAGUAGUAGGAAAGGUUUGGGGGGAAGAAGGGAAGAAGGUCACGACGCGGUAUUAAUACCCUGGACCAGGAAGCAACAAAAAUGAUGGAUCAAGUCGCACAGAUUGGGAUGAAAACGACGCAGAUGCAUACAGGCAUGGCCCAGUGUGAUUUCUUCCUCAUUCAGCAUGGGGUGGAAUUGAAUGAUAUGACAUCAAAUGCAGUCCAUCCUCAGGGCGUGAGAGGUGGAGAGGCGUGUAGUUCUUUGGGACGGAUCAGGAACCUCGUCGGGGACAGCACUAGAGAUAGGCUUUCAGAUACUCGAGGUCCAACAGAGAAACUCAAAGCAGAGAGGCCAAACGACAGUCACGAAGCUGAAGAUGGCGAGGAUGAUUGGAGAGCGCGAGAACAAAGAGACGUGACGGUUUGUCUGGUUUGUCUGAUGACUCAGACGGCGAUCGCUCAGCUUAUCUGGACCAAACUACAGAGUACAGAGGAUGAAGUCAGGACAACAGACAACAAGACCGGACUCAUUCCAGUUGCAACAGUCAGUCAACUACAGAACGGAGUCAUUUCCCCCGGCUAUAACUAACCGACGUGGCUUUUCCAGCCCCAUACCUCCCCAUCGCGACUGGUCGCAUCCCGAUAUCCACUAUCAAUUGAACCGACACUCCAACCAUUACAGAAGACAAAGGGAAGAAGAAAACAGAGGAACAUAAACACCAAUUCUAAUCAAUCAACACAAUGAUCUCCGACGAUGAUCUCCACCGCCUCGCCAUCUUCCUCGGCUCCUGCGCCAUGAUCUUGAUCAUCCUCUACCACUUCCUCGAAGUCAAUGCCAAAGA